Urocitellus parryii (Arctic ground squirrel) is the source of this 933-nucleotide messenger RNA. Lineage: Eukaryota; Metazoa; Chordata; Mammalia; Rodentia; Sciuridae. The record is from RefSeq and is a predicted model, not a curated record.
AUGCUUUUAUUCCAGAUCAAGGUGAUAGAAAACUCACUGUUCUUUUCUUUCAUAGAAAUCUGGGAAAUUGAUGAUCAUCUACCAAAACUCUUACAGAGAGAAAGCAAGGUGAACAGGAUGGUACAGUGGCAUGAACACAGUGCCUUUGAAAAUUCUGUUCAUCAGCACAGAGCUCAGUUUCUACUAAGGCAAAAGCAUGGUAUAUUUAACUUACAUGAAAAAAGUAUGAAAACAAACUUACCUUUGAUUGACCAGAGCAGACACUGUGAAAUAAAGAACUUUGCUGAGAUUUCUAGAAAUGGGGAAUCCUUUCUCCAUGUUUCUYGUGAACAAUUUCAUACUGAAAUUAAAUUCCCUGAAAAUGGAAAACUCAUCAGCACUAAAUCUCAGUUCACUUGUCCCAAGCCUCAGAAUACUCAAAAAGUAGAGAAACCUCAUGUAUGCAGUGACUGUGGGAAAGCCUUCAUCAAGAAGUCUUGGCUGACUGAUCACCAGAUCAUCCACACUGGUGAGAAGCCCCAUAGAUGUCAUCUGUGCGGGAAAGCCUUCUCCAGGAAGUUCAUGCUCACAGAACACCACAGAACCCACACAGGUGAGAAACCGUACAUAUGCACCGAAUGUGGCAAAGCCUUUCUCAAGAAAUCACGGCUCAACAUACACCAGAAGACUCAUACUGGAGAGAAGCCCUAUAUAUGCAGUGAAUGUGGAAAGGGCUUCAUCCAGAAAGGAAACCUCAUCGUUCAUCAGCGAAUUCACACAGGUGAGAAGCCUUACACAUGUGGUGAGUGUGGGAAAGGCUUCAUCCAGAAGACUUGCCUCAUAGCUCAUCAGAGAUUUCACACAGGGAAGACUCCCUUUGUGUGCRGCGAAUGUGGAAAGUCCUGUUCACAGAGGUCGGGGCUCAUCAAGCAUCAAAGAAUUCACACAGGAGAG